UUCUCUUCGUUGGUGAAACGGGUGUAGGAAAGUCUACCUUAAUUAACGUAUUGACUAAUUAUUUUCGCAACGGUAGCUCUGAUAACAUUAAAAUUGCUGUAAAAUCUAAGUACUUCAAAGUCACUGAAGAAGACCUCGAACAUCCAUCUUCUGAAUUUGAUGUGAACGAUCAAACAAGCAGUCAGACAUCCGAAUGCUUUCAUUAUGAUUUCGAACAUUCAACACAUCCUGAAUACAAAUUUAGAUUUAUUGAUUCCCCAGGUUUAGGUGAUACAAGAUAUCAAGAUCGAAAAAACUUGGAACUUAUAAUUGAAAAAGCGGUUAAUGAAAAAUAUUUAAAUGCUAUUGUAUUUGUCAUUAAUGGAAGACAGGCUCGAUAUUCAGAAGUAAUAAAAAAUACCAUUAAUGGCUUUAACAAUUAUUUGCCAAAAUCUCUCUUGGAAAAUAAUCUUUUUUUAAUCAUAACUCAAACCAAAAAACUUGGGGCGAUCUUUCAACUAGACCUUUUCAAAAAAGAAGUAGCAAUACCAAAGGAUGUAUUUUACAUGGAUAAUCUAAUGUUUUCGUGCAACCCUAAUGAGUGGCGAUCUGAUUCUCUAUCAAAACUUGAAGUUGAACAAAGUUGGGAAUUAUCACGAAAAACAAUCGUUAAUUUCUUGAAUGCUAUUGAGAAUAGUGAAUUUAAGUCUACCGAAGACUUUCAAAAAAUUGCAGAACUUCAAAGGGAUUUAGCUACACAAAUUCAGAAAGCCAUCGAAGAAAUCAGCAAAAUUAAUGGUGCAAUUAUUCAACUUUUAAAUGCCAAACACGAAUGUGAAAACAAUGAAAAUAUCUUGGAAGAUAGCAAAAACUAUACGCGAGAGGAAGUGAUUGAAUUUCUUGAGUACAUUCAAACCCCUCAUAAAAAUAUGAUUUAUGCAGAAUAUGUAGAUGCGGGUGGUCGGUUCGUUAGACGCCGUCAAACAUUCAAAGAAGUGAUUAACGAAAUGAAAGAAAGAUAUGAUAGACAUUUUGCUAAUUCAAUUGAAUUAAAGGUGGAGGAAAAAAUGAGAUGUUCGAAUCUCGAAAUUCUUGUAAAGGGUGUUGAAUCGUGCUAUAACAGCAUUCAACGUGACAUCGAAUCUUUGAAAAUCAUUAGCAAAUUUAAUUUUGAUAGAGGUUUGAAAUCUGCCUUCGAUAAAUUAAAGAGUAUAGCUGAGAAUGUCUCAGACGAAAAUCUCAAAACAAGGCAACUUAAAAGGAUUUCUGAGAUUGAGGAAUUAAGCAAAAUUUGA
This is a messenger RNA of Cetraspora pellucida, 1274 nucleotides long. The record is from the annotation of a GenBank genome assembly. Lineage: Eukaryota; Fungi; Glomeromycota; Glomeromycetes; Diversisporales; Gigasporaceae.